AUGGGACCGGUCCAGGGAAACCAGGAAACUAGGUUUGAUUCUGCCAUAGCGGAGACCGUAAUACCAAAAUACCAGCAGACAGAGAAACCUGCAAUAAGGCCCUGGGACCAACACAAACGGAGGAAACUUGUCAGCGUCUCCGUGAUGAACACCCUUGGAGGGAAACGUCCCUCGCUGAGCAAACUGAUCC
This is a messenger RNA of Pelobates cultripes (western spadefoot toad), 190 nucleotides long. The record is from the annotation of a GenBank genome assembly. NCBI's taxonomy places the organism in Eukaryota, Metazoa, Chordata, Amphibia, Anura, Pelobatidae.